Messenger RNA from Coffea eugenioides, 4015 nucleotides. RefSeq names its product calcium-transporting ATPase 10, plasma membrane-type-like. The coding region runs from base 341 to 3610 and encodes 1089 amino acids. The transcript is spliced from 37 exons. Gene Ontology annotation, biological process: calcium ion transmembrane transport. Gene Ontology annotation, molecular function: ATP binding; ATP hydrolysis activity; P-type calcium transporter activity. The record is from RefSeq and is a predicted model, not a curated record. Lineage: Eukaryota; Viridiplantae; Streptophyta; Magnoliopsida; Gentianales; Rubiaceae. Gene Ontology annotation, cellular component: membrane; intracellular membrane-bounded organelle.
GCAGCUAAUUGCAUGAGCUUUUGACAUCAAGCAAUUGGAUCAGUUAACUGCAAAGAGGCAGUUCAAUCUUUUUGUCUAGGAAGGCAUCAGACCACUUGGAUACAGGGCCACCUGUUCCACCAUUUGCAGCUGAAGUUUCGCCCGGAUUUCCCCAAACCAGAAUUGGGUUGUAGUAGGAAGACAUCAGAUCAGACCACCAUAAAAGGACACCUGUUCCGCCAAUUGCAGCUGAAGUUCCACUUGGAUUUCCCCAUACCACAAUUGUUGCAAAUUAUUUUCCAAUCGGUGUCAUCUCUCCUGCGACAGCAUUUAAAGAAAUUCAACGCCAACAGGAAGAAGAAUGAGUGAGGAUUUUAAGCCUGCGUCGCCGUAUAGGCGGUAUCGGAACAGCGACACUGAUUUGGAGUCUGGAAUCGGCCGUGUCGGCAAUGGCUCUACUGACGACGACGACGAGGGGACUUCUGGAGGGCCUUUUGAUAUUGUUCGCACCAAAAGUGCCCCUAUUGAUCGAUUGAAGAGGUGGCGGCAAGCUGCUCUUGUGCUGAAUGCAUCUCGACGGUUUCGCUAUACAUUGGACUUGAAAAAGGAUAAAGAGAGGAAGCUACUUUUAGCUAAGAUUAGAACGCAUGCACAAGUUAUUCGGGCUGCUGUUCUCUUCCAAGCAGCUGCACAAGGUGUAGAUGUACCAGGAUCCCCUUUGAAAAAGCCUCCAACACCGACUCGUACUGGAGAUUUUGAUAUCAGCCAGGAGGAGCUUUCUCAAAUGUCAAGAGAGCAUGAGAUUUCUGCAUUGCAGCAAUAUGGAGGGGUUAAAGGUGUAGCUGAAAAGUUAAAAACUAGUCUUGAGAAAGGAAUUCGUGGGGAUGAGACAGAUAUUUUGAAGCGGAAGAAUAUAUUUGGAUCCAAUACUUAUCCGCGGAAGAAAGGGCGAAGCUUUUGGAGGUUUCUGUGGGAAGCUUGUCGAGACACUACUUUAAUCAUCUUGAUGGUAGCUGCGGCUGCUUCUUUGGCCCUUGGGAUAAAGACAGAGGGUAUAAAAGAAGGAUGGUAUGAUGGUGGAAGUAUCGCGUUGGCUGUCUUUAUCGUCAUUGUUGUAACAGCCAUCAGUGACUAUCGGCAAUCACUCCAAUUCCAAAGUUUGAAUGAAGAGAAGCAAAAUAUACAUUUGGAGGUGGUUAGAGGUGGGAGAAGAAUCGAGGUUUCAAUAUUUGAGAUUGUUGUUGGUGAUAUCGUACCUCUCAAAAUUGGUGACCAGGUACCUGCUGAUGGAAUUUUGGUUUCUGGUCAUUCUCUUGCAAUUGAUGAAUCAAGUAUGACUGGGGAGAGCAAGAUUGUUCAUAAGGAUUCAAAGGCACCAUUUCUUAUGUCCGGUUGCAAAGUGGCUGAUGGUUAUGGAAACAUGCUGGUAACUAAUGUUGGGAUAAAUACUGAAUGGGGCUUGCUGAUGGCUAGUAUUUCCGAAGACAAUGGUGAAGAAACACCACUACAGGUGCGGUUAAAUGGUGUUGCAACAUUCAUUGGUAUAGUUGGUCUUGCUGUAGCUGCAAUUGUUCUCAUUGUCCUUUUCAUCAGAUUUUUUACUGGCCAUACUUAUAACACUGAUGGAAGUCGCCAGUUUAAAGCUGGGAGAACUAAAGCUAGUACAGCUAUAGAUGGAGCCAUCAAGAUUUUUACUGUUGCAGUGACCAUUGUGGUAGUUGCUGUGCCAGAAGGGCUUCCUUUAGCUGUGACUUUAACGCUUGCUUAUUCAAUGAGAAAAAUGAUGAGGGACAAGGCCUUGGUAAGGAGGCUUUCAGCUUGCGAGACAAUGGGCUCUGCUACCACCAUCUGCAGUGACAAAACAGGAACCUUGACUUUGAAUCAGAUGACUGUGGUUGAGGCCUAUGUUGGUGGGAAAAAGGUUGAUCCGCCUGACGAUAAGUCACUUUUGCCUCCUAAACUUACUUCUCUUCUUACUGAAGGCAUUGCACAGAAUUCUACUGGCAGUGUGUUCUUGCCUGAGGGUGGUGGAGAUGCAGAGGUCUCUGGUUCACCAACAGAAAAGGCUAUUCUUCAAUGGGGAUUAAAUCUUGGGAUGAACUUUGACGUUAUUAGAUCAAGUUCAUCAAUCAUCCAUGCUUUUCCAUUCAACUCAGAGAAAAAGCGAGGAGGUGUUGCUGUGAAACUGCCAGAUUCUGACAUUCAUGUUCAUUGGAAAGGGGCUGCUGAGAUUGUGCUUGCUUCAUGCACUGCUUAUAUGGAUGAAAAUGAUGGGAUCCAACCGAUUGAAGAAAAGGUGUUAGAUUUUAAGACAGCAAUUGAGGAUAUGGCUGCUAGAAGUUUGCGUUGUGUUGCUAUUGCAUAUCGCCAUCAUGAAGGCAAGGAUGUUCCAACAAAUGAGGAGGAACUCAGUAAUUGGCAGUUACCUGAGGGGCAGCUUGUCUUGCUUGCUAUUGUUGGUAUCAAGGAUCCUUGCCGGCCAGGUGUUAGAGAUGCUGUCCAGCUUUGCAUAAAUGCUGGUGUUAAGGUACGCAUGGUCACUGGUGACAAUCUCAACACUGCUCGAGCAAUUGCUUUAGAAUGUGGGAUACUAACGUCUGAUGCUGAUGCUACUGAGCCAAAUCUGAUCGAGGGAAAGGCAUUUCGUGCCAUGUCUGAAGAACGAAGACGAGAAGUUGCUGAGAAGAUAUCUGUAAUGGGAAGAUCAUCCCCCAAUGACAAACUUUUACUUGUGCAAGCAUUGAGGAAGAAGCAUGUAGUUGCUGUAACCGGAGAUGGCACUAAUGAUGCUCCUGCAUUACAUGAGGCGGACAUUGGUCUUGCCAUGGGCAUCCAAGGAACUGAAGUUGCCAAAGAGAGUUCAGACAUCAUUAUACUGGAUGACAACUUUGCUUCUGUGGUAAAGGUGGUCCGGUGGGGUAGAUCUGUUUAUGCCAACAUUCAGAAAUUUAUUCAGUUCCAGCUCACAGUAAAUGUUGCAGCUCUAGUAAUUAAUGUUGUUGCUGCUGUUUCUGCUGGUGAUGUCCCGCUGAAUGCUGUGCAGCUUCUCUGGGUGAAUCUUAUCAUGGAUACUCUUGGUGCACUUGCGCUGGCAACUGAACCACCCACGGAUCAUCUCAUGACCAGACCUCCAGUUGGUCGAAGGGAGCCUCUCGUAACCAAUAUAAUGUGGAGGAACUUGUUGAUUCAGGCUCUUUAUCAAGUGACAGUCCUUCUGAUCCUGAAUUUCCGUGGCAAAAGUAUCCUCCAUCUGGAGCAUGACAAUGCUGAUCAUGCUAAUAAAGUCAAGAAUACGCUGAUAUUCAAUGCUUUUGUCCUUUGUCAGGUUUUUAAUGAAUUUAAUGCUCGAAAACCUGAUGAGAUCAACGUUUUCAAAGGAGUCACUAAGAACCAUCUCUUCAUGGGAAUAAUUGGGCUUACAGUGGUUCUUCAGGUGGUUAUAAUCUUCUUUCUCGGUAAAUUCACUUCCACGGUUAGACUCAGUUGGAAAUUGUGGCUUGUGUCCAUAGUCAUCGGAUUGAUCAGCUGGCCUCUUGCUGCUAUUGGGAAGUGGAUACCUGUCCCAGAGACUCCUCUAGGGGAACUUUUGACAGGAAAAAUACGGCAACAGAGAAAUGGAGGAGGAGAUUAAGUACAAGGGCUUAGGACAUAGUGAAGGUGUUUUUCUGUUCGAACUUCUCAACUGCAAGUACAGAAUACUUUGAAAGAAAGAUUUAGGGAUCUGACUUUAACCGACUUUAGCGAGCAAAUUCCACAGUUUCAGUUCUUUUUGAUGCAAUUCUCGCCUUAUUACUGAUGCCAAAGUUUAUUGUUUUGGCUAAUAGUCGCUGUAAAUGUACACACUGACCAGUGUUUUUAAAAUGGGACUGGAUCGACCGGUUGAACCGGAAUCGAGCAUAUGAAACCUAUCCCAUUGUAAUGCCGGCCGGAAAUAGUAAUUUACCCUCAAAAGUGGUAAACCAGCCGAACCAACAGAGUCCGGUUCUCAAUUGGUAUUGAAAUUUGCCAAAAAAGCCAAAGUUUUCACUGGUGUCCA